CCCAUUAAGAAAAUUUUCCACUUUAUCUCAUUUCAUUUUUAUUUUUUUGCUAUCACAAACCCAAGGUGGUUCUCUUAUUUUUGUUGUGAUCAUCAUCGUUAUAGUCACAUUAUAUUAUACAUAUACCAACCACUUUUUUUAAAUGGAGAAUUCGAGCAGCAGAAACGACUCUUUGGGCCUCUGUAAUGACAGUCAUGACCCACUAAACUGGGUCAUGGCUGCAGAGGCCCUAAAAGGUAGUCAUCUCGACGAGGUAAAGCGGAUGAUAGAAGAGUACAGGAAGAAGGAGGUGUUCUUGGGUGGCAAGGGACUCACCAUAUCCCAGGUGGCCGCGGUGGCCAUGAACGACGAUGGUGCCGUGGCGGUGGCUCUGGCGGAGGAGGCACGUGCCGGGGUGAAGGCAAGCAGUGAUUGGGUGAGGGAGAGCAUGGACAAAGGCAUGGAUAGCUAUGGUGUCACCACAGGGUUUGGUGCAACCUCACACAGGAGAACCAAGCAAGGUGGUGCCCUUCAAAAUGAACUCAUAAGAUUCUUGAAUGCCGGAAUAUUCGGCAACGGCACAGAAUCUUGUCACACAUUGUCCCACACAGCAACAAGGGCAGCCAUGUUGGUUAGGAUCAACACAUUGCUCCAAGGCUAUUCCGGAAUCAGAUUCGAGAUCUUGGAAGCCAUAACAAAGUUCCUCAACCACAACAUUACACCAUGCCUCCCUCUCCGCGGCACCAUCACCGCCUCCGGCGACCUCGUCCCGUUGUCCUACGUAGCGGGCCUUCUAAUCGGAAGGCCCAACUCCAAGUCAGUUGGGCCUAACGGACAACUCCUCAAUGCCAAAGAGGCCUUCGAGCUGGCCGAAAUCAACAGCGGUUUCUUUGACUUGCAGCCCAAGGAAGGUCUGGCUCUGGUCAACGGAACUGCAGUUGGUUCUGGCCUAGCUUCGAUGGUACUCUUCGAGGCCAACAUACUCGCCGUCCUCUCGGAGGUUUUGUCGGCGAUUUUCGCGGAAGUUAUGCAGGGGAAGCCGGAGUUUACCGAUCAUCUAACUCACAAAUUGAAGCACCACCCUGGUCAGAUUGAAGCUGCAGCAAUAAUGGAACAUAUCUUAGAUGGAAGCUCAUAUGUUAAAGCUGCAGAGAAGGUUCAUGAGAUUGAUCCUCUUCAGAAGCCGAAACAAGAUAGAUACGCUCUUCGAACUUCGCCUCAAUGGUUAGGACCACAAAUUGAGGUGAUUCGCCAUAGCACGAAGAUGAUCGAGAGGGAGAUCAACUCUGUAAACGACAAUCCAUUGAUCGAUGUGUCGAGGAACAAGGCGGUGCACGGGGGGAACUUUCAAGGGACUCCGAUUGGUGUGUCGAUGGAUAACACCCGGCUGGCCAUAGCAUCCAUUGGCAAACUCAUGUUUGCUCAAUUCUCCGAGUUAGUUAAUGACUUUUACAACAACGGUCUGCCUUCGAAUUUAACGGCUAGCCGGAAUCCGAGCUUGGAUUACGGCUUUAAAGGCGCGGAAAUCGCCAUGGCUUCAUACUGCUCUGAGCUGCAAUAUCUUGCAAACCCUGUGACAAACCAUGUUCAGAGUGCUGAGCAACAUAACCAAGAUGUGAACUCCUUGGGAUUGAUCUCAUCAAGAAAAACAGCAGAGGCAGUUGAUGUAUUGAAGCUGAUGUCAUCAACUUACUUGGUAGCGUUGUGCCAAGCCAUUGAUCUUAGGCAUUUAGAGGAGAAUCUGAAGAACACGGUGAAGAACACAGUGAGCCAAGUGGCCAAAAGGGUGCUCACAAUGGGGGUAAACGGCGAGUUACAUCCGUCCAGGUUCUGCGAAAAGGACUUGCUCAAGGUCGUGGAUCGCGAGUAUGUGUUCGCCUACGCCGAUGAUCCUUGCAGCGCAAGCUACCCUCUGAUGCAGAAGCUGAGACAAGUCUUGGUUGAUCAUGCUUUACAGAAUGGUGAGCAAGAGUGCAAUGCAAGCACCUCAAUUUUCCAAAAGAUUGGAGCUUUUGAGCAAGAGCUGAAGACCCUUUUGCCCAAAGAGAUUGAGAGUGCAAGAAUUGGAGUUGAGAAUGGAAAUGCUGCUGUUCCUAACAGAAUCAAGGAGUGUAGAUCAUAUCCAAUUUACAAGUUUGUGAGAGAAAAUUUGGGAACAGAUUUGCUGACAGGUGAGAAAGUUAGGUCCCCUGGCGAGGAAUGUGAUAAGGUAUUCACCGCUAUGUGUCAAGGAAAAUUGAUUGAUCCAAUGUUGGAAUGUCUAAAGGAGUGGAAUGGUUCUCCUCUUCCAAUAUCCUAGCUCCACUGUUGCUUCUCCUCUUCUUGUCAUGUAUACUUUCUUUUUUAUUUAUUAUUUUUAAUAGUUCAUGGACAUGUAUUUGAAUGAAAAUGUGAUAGCUAACUGUAUGUCUCUUUAAGUUUUCAUGUAUGUGCUCUUUGUCAAUGUAAUUUUAGACCUCAAACAAGAAACAUUGGUGUGAAUUGAAGAAUCUAUGUUUCUCUCA
Molecule: messenger RNA, 2483 nt
Organism: Arachis duranensis
Lineage: Eukaryota; Viridiplantae; Streptophyta; Magnoliopsida; Fabales; Fabaceae
Product: phenylalanine ammonia-lyase 2
Exons: 2
Coding region: 143-2278 (711 amino acids)
Biological process (GO): L-phenylalanine catabolic process
Cellular component (GO): cytoplasm
Molecular function (GO): phenylalanine ammonia-lyase activity
Source: RefSeq, a predicted model, not a curated record